Messenger RNA from Penicillium cataractarum, 738 nucleotides. RefSeq lists its product as uncharacterized. The record is from RefSeq and is a predicted model, not a curated record. The transcript is spliced from 3 exons. Bases 1 to 738 code for a protein of 245 amino acids. NCBI's taxonomy places the organism in Eukaryota, Fungi, Ascomycota, Eurotiomycetes, Eurotiales, Aspergillaceae.
AUGGCCAACGAACAAGGACUUCCAGACUAUGUUCUUGACGAGAAUGCAGUUCUAAAGGAUGACGCGGCUUCAUGGCGAUAUGGAAAGGCCCCUGACUACUCCAAGACCCGGGCUUUCUAUCAAGAAACCAAAACUAUGUCCCACGAGGCUGGAAGUUUGCCGGACCUAGUUGAGAAACUCGUGAAGAACUGGGAGAUCGAAGCCUCCUUCAAGACCUCCCUUGAUGACUGGCGUACCAUCGAUCGCAAAACCUACGCCUUCUCUCUGAACGGCGGUGAACCCCAAUCCGGAGAACAUAUGCUCAAGGUCGGCACCUACAAUGCCCUCUUGACGUCUAGCUCGAUCUAUGACCCCAACCACAACGACUUCGAGACCAGCCACAAAGCAUUCAAGCGCAUGAUGCCGACCUUUGCGUGGGAGGUCAAGGAAGUGUACAGUGGUCCACCAGUGGUGAUCUUCAAGUGGAGGCACUGGGGAUAUAUGGUCAAUGACUAUAUCGGAAACAAUGACCGCGGUGAGAGUGUAAAGAUCAAAGCACAUGGAGGACUGAUCGAUAUCGUUGGCAUUGUCAUUGCCAAGGUUAAUGAGGGGCUUCAGCUGGAGAAGAUCGACGUUUGGUAUGACCCCAUGGAUAUGAUGCGACAGAUUGCGCGGGAACACAAGGGCGAGCCUCUCGAUGCCUCCGCUGCUCAUUCUGGAUGCCCAGUCCUAGCGGGUGCCAAGCCAGCGUCCGAAUAG